AGCACGCUGAACUUCUGACAGCUGUUUCACUUUCACUGCACCGUGGACGGAUUUUCCGCCACGCCAGACAGCACGCGUCGACAUUCAGCGAGUUAUAUUAAAUUGACUGCUCGUUUCUACUUCACUUCUAUAAACGUCUUCAAAAUAACAGUUUUUUACUUACCAUUUCGAUAUACCCAACCAGCCAACUCACACUUCCGGUGUAGGAUGGAAAUUACGUCACCGGUACGGCAGCCUGGAAGCGCGAACCGUUGAAAAGCCGGAUGAGAGAGAAAUUAAAUCUCGAGAAGUGUGUUUUGGUUUGAAUUAAAACUCAUUUAACACACAGCAUCCGCGAUGAGCUGUUGCAGCACUAGCGUGCGUCAGAUCUCCAUUGCCUCUGAGCCUCAUCGCACAUUUUUUCUCAAGCUAGAGUGGGCUGAGGAUCUUGGUUCUGGCUUUGUUAUCCUUCUGUCUGAUGGCAUCUCUGCAUGGAGUGGUGAAGUUUCAGAGGAGGAUGUGUCCCGUGAAGCCCAGGAGAUGGAGAUGGAGCGGGAGAGGUAUGUUGGUGACCUGCACCUGGCUCUGACCGGAGAGGGACCGGCAGCGGAGGGGGAAUACAGCUUCCACCUGACACCUGAGAGACCCGGCCGCCCCCUGCUGCAGCUGUCUUAUGAGAAGGUGCAGAACGACAUCUCGUUCAGGCUCGGUGUGGUGGAUCUGCAGGCAGUGCCUGAGCCCACUGAAGUCAUAAGGGAGCUCAUUAGGCAUGGCCUGGAGCAGAGUACACGUCUACAGGCCAAAAACCAGCACCUACUGGAGGAGAACCAGAAGCUGAGGAGAGAACAGGAACAUAUCACCAAAGAGAUGCAAAGGUACGUCCAGGGGAAGGAGAGGUUGGAGAGAGACUUGUACAGCCGUUUUGUGCUGGUCCUAAACGAGAAGAAAGUCAAACUCCGAGACCUGCAGAAAAGAGUCAAAGAGCUGGAGGAAUCUGUUGAAGAGAAUCGACUGAGGAACAAGGCAGAUAGUGAAGACCACAAGGCGAUGGAGACUGCAAUGCCAGAAAGCAACCCGAUGGAUGACAGCUUAAAUGACAUCACAGAUGUGGCACCCUGCCGAAAACGCCACCACCGUCAUCUCCAACAGCUGGAGACGCAAGCCAGACGAGCAGCGCUGGACCAGCGACAGAGAUCCAGAGAGAAGCCGACAGAAGAUGCCAAAGCCGAGAUGAGCAAAACGUCAGACGUCCAACCGAAACCAGCAAGCGCUGCUGCAAACCUUGAUCCUGACGACCUGUUCGAUGAUAUAUGACCCUCUUUAGGGCCUAAUGAGCACUGUUUGUGAGAAGCAUGACUUUUGUACUGUUUUUAAACUGUAGGAGUAAUACAAUUAUAUAUUUAUAUAUUUUAAAGUAUUUUAUAAUAAAUAUGAAUUGGCUCUAUAAUAAACAACAAAAGUUUAAGAAAAGAACACUACUUAACUUACUACUUACCAAAAUUAUGAAUUUGUCAAUUUUUAACUUUAAUAAAUCUAAAAAAUGUGAAUAAAGAUGUUUUUCUCGUU
Carassius gibelio (silver crucian carp) is the source of this 1545-nucleotide messenger RNA. RefSeq names its product X-ray repair complementing defective repair in Chinese hamster cells 4 (gene xrcc4). Gene Ontology annotation, molecular function: DNA binding. Bases 337 to 1293 code for a protein of 318 amino acids. The transcript is spliced from 8 exons. NCBI's taxonomy places the organism in Eukaryota, Metazoa, Chordata, Actinopteri, Cypriniformes, Cyprinidae. The record is from RefSeq and is a predicted model, not a curated record. Gene Ontology annotation, cellular component: nucleus; DNA-dependent protein kinase-DNA ligase 4 complex; DNA ligase IV complex. Gene Ontology annotation, biological process: immunoglobulin V(D)J recombination; positive regulation of ligase activity; response to X-ray.